UGCACUGUUUUUCAAAGAUGGACGAGUUCAUACAUUUUCCAGAGCGACCGACUCUGGAAAGAACUCUGAAUGCUGAUUUUGGUAAACUUGAAGCCAAACAAUACAAGGUGAUACAAGACAUCGCCAAGUCUCACAUAGAAUCUUUCAAUUAUAUGCUACACGAAGGACUGGCCAGUGCUGUCGCAGACAUUCCACCAUGCGAGUUUGCUCUGCCAAAUGGGCAAAGAGUCAAGUUGGAAUUAAAGGAUGCAUACAUAGGAAAGCCUUUGAUUUCGAAGAACACAGCUGGAGUGCUGACCCCACAAGUUUAUCCAGCCGAGUGCCGAAAUCGAGGUACCACAUACAGAGGUAAACUUGAGGUGACCCUGUCAUGGAGCUUGAACGACGUCCAACAAGACAUCGUCCGAAAGACUGCCGGUGAAGUACCAAUUAUGGUCAAGUCGGACGCCUGCAACCUCGUGGGGCUGUCACCAAAAGAACUUGUUCGCCGGGGUGAGGAAGCAGGGGAGUUUGGAGGCUACUUUGUAGUCAACGGGAAUGAAAAAAUAAUCAGAAUGCUCAUUAUGACCAGGAGAAAUUAUCCAAUCGCCAUGACCAGAAAUUCCUGGAGACACCGAGGCAGAAUGUUUUCCGAGUACGGCGUUCAGUUGCGAAGUGUCAAGCCAGACCAGCUUGGAACGAACAUGGUCCUUCACUACCUGACAAAUGGAACAGUCCAAGUGAUGUUCUCCCACAUGAAAGAACUCUUCUUUAUGCCGGUGGUGAUGCUUCUCAAGGGCCUGUGUGACUUCACAGACUACUACAUCUACAAUGAAUUCGUUGCUGGAAAGGAGAACGACACCUUCUACAAGGGGUGUGUCGCCAACAUGUUGAGGCAGGUUCAAGAAGAAGACCUCCUCAACAGAAGCCAGAUCAGAGACUUUGUGGGGGAGAAGUUCCGCGUGCGGAUGAACCUUCCGGAAUGGUACACGGAUGAAGAGGUUGCAGCGUAUCUCUUCAAGCACUGCAUCUGCACGCAUCUAGACAACGAUGUUGACAAGUUCAACCUCAUCGUGUUCAUGGUGAAAAAAUUGUUCGCUCUAGUCAAAGGGGAGUGUGCAGUGGAAUCAACAGACAACCCCAUGAACCAUGAGGUCCUCCUGGCCGGGCACUUGUAUCUCAUGGUUCUUAAGGAGAAGUUGGCGACCUUUUUAUAUACUGUGAGACAAGGCAUCGAAAAGAAAGCCAAGGCGUCUGCCAGUGUGUUCAGGCUAACCCCUGCCGUCUUCAGCCAUGCACUGAGCGCGUCCUGGGACAUUACGAAUCCCAUGAACUACUUCCUAGCUACCGGAACUGUUGUGACCAAGUCUGGCUUGGGCAUGAUGCAGUUCACUGGCACGACGGUGGUCGCGGAGAAGCUCAACUAUUGGAGGUAUCUGUCCCACUUCCGCUGUGUCCAUCGGGGGGCAUUUUUCGCCGAGAUGCGGACCACUGCAGUGCGAAAACUUCUGCCCGAGGCCUGGGGAUUUCUCUGUCCCGUCCACACCCCUGACGGAGCUCCUUGCGGACUCCUCAAUCACAUGACUGCAAUGGCAGAAAUGGUGAACAAGCAGUACAGCACAUCUAAUCUCCCAGCUCUAUUAGCAGCGCUGGGCAUGCAUGGCCUCGAUGGCAUCAACUCCGACGUGGCACACUGCUACGUCGUCAUCCUCGACGGCAAGGUUUUGGGGUAUGUUGAAGAUGACAAAGCGGAAAGUUUCACCCGGAAGCUACGUUGCCUGAAAGCUGCUGGAUUGGAGAAGGUGCCUCCCACGCUAGAGAUUGGCUUUGUACCGAAGACAGGGAAGCCGUCUCAGUACCCGGGUAUCUUCCUGUUCAGCACAGUGGCUCGCAUGGUCCGCCCCGUGCUCAAUCUGGCUACGCGGACAGUCGAGUGGAUCGGCACCUUCGAGCAGGUCUACCUCAACAUCUGCGUCGUUCCAGAGGAAGCCUAUGCCGAUAUUACGACGCACCAGGAACUGCGUCAGACAAGCAUGUUGAGUGUCCUGGCCAACAUGAUCCCUUACUCGGACUUCAAUCAGAGUCCUCGUAACAUGUACCAGUGCCAGAUGGGAAAACAAACAAUGGGUACACCAUGCCAGGCACUCAAGUACCGCUCGGACAACAAGUUGUAUAGAAUCCAGACACCACAGACACCCUUUGUACGUCCUACGGCAUAUGACCACUACCACAUGGACGACUUCCCAACUGGGACCAACGCCAUUGUUGCUGUAAUUUCUUACACGGGCUACGACAUGGAAGACGCCAUGGUGCUCAACAAGUCAUCCAUUGAGAGGGGCUUCAAGCACGGCUGCAUUUACAAAACGGAAUUUGUGAACCUCAGGCAGAUCGCGGGCGACACUGGCACUCAGACCUCACUGGUGUUUGGCCGUAAGAUGAUAGACAAGGAACUGGAUAACCGGAUAGACAUGGAUGGGCUGCCUUUCAUCGGGGUCAAGGUGGAGUACAACGAUCCAGUCUGCAGCUACAUCAACCUCGCUACUGGAGAAACAACUAUAAAGAAGUACAAGAGCACGGAGAGUGCUCAUAUCUGUGCAGUGAAGCUACUGGGCAAUGACACAGGCACAGACAUCCUUCAGAACAUCAGCAUUACUUACUGGAUUCAGAGGAAUCCGAUCAUCGGUGACAAGUUUGCCAGCCGGCACGGACAGAAGGGUGUCUGCAGCCAGCUGUGGCCCAUCGAGAACAUGCCGUUCACGGAGAGCGGGAUGACACCGGACAUCAUCUUCAACCCUCACGGAUUUCCGUCUCGGAUGACCAUUGGUAUGAUGAUCGAAAGCAUGGCGGGGAAGUCCGGCACGCUCCAUGGUUUCGUUCACGACUCCACGCCGUUCAAGUUUUCGGAGCAGAAGCCCGCCUCGGACUAUUUCGGAGACCUGCUUCAGAAAGCUGGCUACAACUACUACGGGACAGAGCGGAUGUACUCUGGGGUCGACGGGAGAGAAUUGGAGGCCGACAUAUUUUUUGGUGUUGUGUACUAUCAGAGACUGAGGCACAUGGUAGCCGACAAGUACCAGGUGAGGACAACAGGCCCAGUAGACAUGCUGACCCACCAGCCGGUGAAAGGCCGGAAGAGAGCCGGAGGCAUCCGUUUUGGAGAGAUGGAACGGGAUUCCCUGCUGGCUCAUGGAACGUCCUUUCUUCUCCAUGAUAGACUCUUCAACUGCUCCGACAAAUCUCUGGCGUACCUGUGCCGCAAGUGUGGCAGCAUGUUGUCUCCUCUGAUUGAAAAACCAGAUGGCGACAUGUUCCCCCGCUGGACGUGCCCGGGAUGUCAGACGGCGGAUUUCGUAGAUGUCAUCAGCGUUCCUUACGUGUUUCGCUACCUCCUAGCAGAACUGGCAGCGAUAAACAUUAAUGUUAAGCUACAGGUCAAGUGAAGCGUCUCUGUAUCAACUCCAGAAGCAUUGUACAUAAAAGUUUUCAAUUUUUGCA
This is a messenger RNA of Ornithodoros turicata, 3474 nucleotides long. RefSeq names its product DNA-directed RNA polymerase I subunit RPA2-like (gene RpI135). Gene Ontology annotation, biological process: DNA-templated transcription. Gene Ontology annotation, cellular component: nucleus; RNA polymerase I complex. Lineage: Eukaryota; Metazoa; Arthropoda; Arachnida; Ixodida; Argasidae. Gene Ontology annotation, molecular function: ribonucleoside binding; DNA binding. The transcript has 26 exons. The record is from RefSeq and is a predicted model, not a curated record. Bases 18 to 3419 code for a protein of 1133 amino acids.